AUGAUAGUGUAUCAGGAUUUGAAGCCGAAGUAUCACACACAGAUGCAGAAUCAUCAUUCGCAGUACGGCCAUGGUCAGGGCCAUGGUCAGGGCCAACAGGUACUGCUGCUUGCAGCAGCAGCAGCUGAUGCUACGGAAAGUGCUACUGCCGCAGGAACCCCCAGCGGUUCUGGUGGCUCUGCUAAUGGUAGUGGCAGUACUAGCACCAUCCAGCUAUCGAGGAAAUGGGUGCUUCCACCAAAGGUGAAGUCUAGUCGGAAACUUAGUACCACCACCAUUACUACUGCUACUACUGCUACCGCUUCCAACGCUAGCAAUACGUCGCCCUCGUCACCCAACAGUCCUUCCAAUAAAGGCUUGUCUCCGAGAGAUGGUUCCAUGGAUGAUUCGAAUCAGUAUUUUACGUCUAGGUCUUCUAACUACGCAGAGAAACGCAGGAAACAGAAUAGAGAAGCUCAGAGGGCUUAUAGGGAACGUAAGGCUAACAAGUUGCAUGAGCUGCAGCAUACGAUAGAUAUGUGGAGAGAUAAAUGCGAGGCCAUGCAGCAGGACGUCAACAUGUGGAAAUCGAGGUACGAUUCCUUGGCUUUAGAGAAUAAGAAUUCGGCCCUGGCGUAUGAAUCAAGACUUACUUGGUACGUUCAAGAGAAUUCUAAACUUAAGGACACUAUUAGAAAGCUACAUGACAGGACGCCCACUCCGGCUACUCCCGGGACUAGUGCUCCGGCAAAUGGCACACCAGUUGAAACAAAGCCGAACCAGGCUAACACACCUUCCAACAUGGAAAUUCAAUUCGAUAGUUCUGGCAAACCUUCGUGUUCAAUUUGCGUGGAUGGUUCGUGUAUAUGUGAGGAACUUAACGGCUCUGACGCCGCGGAUCAGGCAUCUCGAGCUCAGACUGCUCUUCAUCCACAAUUUCUUAAUCUCAAAUAUUCCUUCCAGGACCCGCUCCUGCAACAAACUUUAGAUAACUGGAAACCAAUGAAACCAGUGACUAUCGAAUCAUCCAAGAAAAGACUCAAUGAAUCGUCAAGGCUACCACAGUUCAAAAGAAUGAAAAGUGAAUCUGUUCCUUUGAAUAUAGAUAGUGAUUUCCCAUCCUUUAGCGUAUCGUCUUCUAAUUCUUCUUCUACUAAUAAUAUCGCUGCAGUAGUCGCUGCAGGUGCCACUACAGGCGCUGCUGGCACUUCUGCCACGAAUAACUCCAAUAUAGAUGAGAACUGUGGAUUCUGUUCAGAAAGUUCCACCUGUCUUUGUAGAGAAGCUCAGGAAGAAGCUAACAGGAAUGCAUGUACACAAGAACCUGGUUCGUGCACAAAUUGUCAAAAUGACGCUACUAGUAAGAAAUUCUGUGAAAAUGUUGUGAACCUGGCAAGAUCUUCCUCAUCCAGCUCUUCAAGCGCCGAAGAAUAUAUCCCAAUUAACGAUGCCUUCCAAAGGAUUAAGAAACACAUGAAAAGUUCAAGCAAUUUCUCUCCUAAUAAUAUAAAAUACGAUGAACUAGCCAUCAAGGGAAGGAAAGUUCAACUUAAGAGUGUGAUGGAUAUAAUUCAGGAUAUGAACAAGAAUUUUAUCUAA
Molecule: messenger RNA, 1578 nt
Organism: Kluyveromyces lactis
Lineage: Eukaryota; Fungi; Ascomycota; Saccharomycetes; Saccharomycetales; Saccharomycetaceae
Exons: 1
Coding region: 1-1578 (525 amino acids)
Biological process (GO): regulation of DNA-templated transcription
Cellular component (GO): nucleus
Molecular function (GO): DNA-binding transcription factor activity
Source: RefSeq, a predicted model, not a curated record